AUGCAAGAAGAGACAGUGGAGAUGUAUCUCGAGAAUGAACCAAAGCUUAUGCCAGUCGGUACACCGCUGCAAAAUUAUGUUGAUAGACUACAAUCAGCAGGCAAUCAUUCCACGGGUGCGAAUGUCGAAGAUUUGAUGAAAGAAAUCGAAUUGCUUGAAAACUAUUAUCCAUUGAAUGAUAACUCACAAUGCUUCAGUCGAAAAAUCUCCCCUUUAAUAGACUUCCUUACCAUGUGCGGACCGGCUGUUGAUAUGAUGAUUCAAUGUUAUCCUCCUCCGUCUGCUUUAGUGUGGAGUGCAACGAAAGAUUUAUUAGAGAUUGGACGCACCUCGAUUCGUUACUAUCAAUUGGUUUCGAGGAUCAUAUUGAAAAUAACCGAUAUCGUGGAUAUCUCUGUUCAAUAUGAAGUCAUUUUUGGGAGCGAGCCCCGAGUAUCCAGUGCUCUUGCGGAUGUGUAUUUCGAGAUCCUUGUUUUCUUAAGAACUGUUCGCUCAGCUUUAUCCAAAGAGAUUAAGCUUGAACGCACAGUUCUAAAAUCUCUCGACGCGGAGUUCACUAACCACGUUCAACGGCUUUUCAGAGCCACCCAAAUAUUAUCCCAGGAAGCCACGCUUGCAUAUGAACAGUAUACGGAAUUUUACGCCGUCAAGCAACCCCUGAUGAGCGAAAAUGGCGUCGUGGAAAUCUCGUUUCCUCUAGAGAACCAGGAUGCAGAUAUUAGAGCACAAGUAAUGACUUGGUUAUAUCCAGGCGAAUACUACGAGAGUUUACAUCAAGCUUGCGCUAAAAGAUCGGCAAAUACGGGUCAAUGGCUACUCACUGAUACAAGCUUUCAAAAUUGGCUUAAUGGACUAUCAGGCCCGAUACUAUGGUGCUAUGGUUCUCCAGGAUGCGGGAAAACGAUUCUCAGUGCCACUAUAAUCCAGUAUUUACAAGAUUAUUAUGCGUCUACUCCCACGGUAUACUUUCAUUGUAGUUCAACGGACAGAUUAAAGCAAUCUCAGGAAUCCAUAUAUAUCAGCCUUCUAGGUCAAAUUACAGCACAAGCAAACGUUAUUCCACAAGCACUGAUAUCUGCAUAUCUCUUUGCCGAAAGAUAUGGACGAUGCCGCAUCUCCUUUGCCGACAGGAUUCCGGAAUUGCUUACAGAAGUCCUUCAUGAGCUACCAGCACUGAACAUUAUCAUAGAUGGAGUUGACGAAUGUGAAUCCGAAGACAUGUCAGGUAUGUUGCGCUUAUUGAACAGCAUUUCUAGAGAUCGCAACUCUGUUCGUCUAUUAUUCUUUUCACGGGACAUCUUACCAGUACGAAAGGAAUUGGGGUCGUUGCCUUUUAUCCACAUCAAUGCGAAUUCUGUACAGUCAGACAUCGACCAGUAUUUGAGAGAGGCCAUUGAAACCCUUCCUUGUACGGAAUCUCACUUGAAACAGUAUGUCUAUAAUGUAUUAUCCCAGAAAGCUGCGGGCAUGUUUUUGUUCGCUCGACUAGGAAUGGAAACACUGCAAGCAACAUUCAGUACCCAGGAUAUGCUAGCUUCGUUGGAUAGGCUUCCAACAGGGCUCUACAAUGUAUACGGGCAAAUUCUGGAACGUUUGGCAUCAAAACCAAUUAUGCACCAAUCCUUAGCACGUCGAAUAUUCAAUUGGGUAUGUAGAACUUCAAGACCUCUCAAUUGGCUUGAAUUACAGUGUGCAUUAUCUUGGGACGAGGAGAGGAUGAUAUUCGAUGGGAACAUUGCACCUUCUAAGGACUCGGUACUGGAAGCUUGUUGUCCUUUGGUUGAGUACAGAACUGAAUCCGACACAUUUCAUCUUGGCCAUUUAUCAGUCUAUGAAUAUCUUCAUGACCAAUCAAACUUUAUCCUACUAUCACCUCAGGCAACUGGGUUUCUUCUUGAAGAGAAAUACUCGCACUUUGGACUAGCACAAGCAACAUUGACGUACCUAAGCAAAUCGGGGAUUGCCGAGUCGAUCAAUCUCAAUUCACAGCAAUAUCCCUUGGCAAAAUAUGCCACCGAAAACUGGUGCUACCAUCUAUCUCUCUCUGUAUACGAUUCGAAGCUGCAUCGACAAUAUGAAAAGUUCGUUGCAUCCGAAACAAGACGAUCGGCUUGGAUCACUAGAUCGUUACUAUCAGAGGACUUACCCUUUCCCAUGCAUCGAAUAGCAAAACUCCAAAGACUAGUCCAAACUUGGACGAAUCAAUCUGGUACCCUUGGAAAGCAAAGUGCAGAGGAUUUGAUGGAUAUUCAAAAAGCUCUGUUUAGACUGGACGAUUUCAUACAAUCACAACGUCGAGGAGGACCGGGUAAUAUCAACAUCAUCUCCAACUUCGAAAGAUCAAUGAUCAUCCGAGAUUUGGCGAGACUGUAUACAAUGAGUGGGCAAAUAGAUAUGGGAGUUCGGGUGUUUGAAGAGGAAAUCACAAAAACUGGAGGUACCAGUUCUGGAAAAGCGUCAAAGACAUGGCUAUUGAACAGUCUUGGGAUUCUCUACGAUCAGCAAGGACGCUUUCGCCUCGCGGAAGCUAUCCAGCGUCAAGCUCUAGCCGUCCAACUUCGAUUUCUUCCCCACGACCACCUCGACAUAAUAAUCACCAUCAACGAACUCGGCCGCGUGUGUCGCCACCUUCAAAAGCAUUCCGAAGCCGAAUCUCUGCACCUCCGCGCCCUCCGCACUCUUGAACCCCUCUUCCCCCUAACAGACCACCACAUCAUCUGGACCCAAAACGCCCUCGCCCGCUGCUACCGCUCUCCGCACCGUACCCCCUGUCUCCCCAACGAAGCGCUCGCCCUGCACACCCGCGCCUACAACUCCAUGGUGCGUACCCUCGGUCCGCUGCACCCCCACGCCAUCUGGACCCUCUCCGACACGGCGCGCUGUCUCGCGCAGCUAGGCCGAAUCGACGAGGCGUUUGAGACGCGUCAGAGAGUGCUCGAUCAGAGAAUCCAGGUCCAUGGGAGAAUGCACGCGGAUACCCUGUGGGCGAUGAAUUCGCUCGCGCUGUGCUACGAAGCGAGAGGAGAGCUGGCGGAGGCGGUGACUUGGCAUACUCAGGCGUAUGAGGGACAGGUCAAACUUUUGGGCGAUCAGCAUGCCCAUGCGAAAUGGAGCUUGCAGGCUUUGGUUCGCACGGGGUUCUUGUGUUAG
Messenger RNA from Botrytis byssoidea, 3150 nucleotides. RefSeq lists its product as uncharacterized. Lineage: Eukaryota; Fungi; Ascomycota; Leotiomycetes; Helotiales; Sclerotiniaceae. Gene Ontology annotation, cellular component: membrane-bounded organelle; kinesin complex; cytoplasm. Gene Ontology annotation, biological process: microtubule-based movement. Bases 1 to 3150 code for a protein of 1049 amino acids. The transcript has 5 exons. Gene Ontology annotation, molecular function: kinesin binding. The record is from RefSeq and is a predicted model, not a curated record.